Molecule: messenger RNA, 7270 nt
Organism: Manis javanica (Malayan pangolin)
Lineage: Eukaryota; Metazoa; Chordata; Mammalia; Pholidota; Manidae
Gene: ZFR
Product: zinc finger RNA binding protein
Cellular component (GO): precatalytic spliceosome
Molecular function (GO): double-stranded RNA binding; zinc ion binding; single-stranded RNA binding
Source: RefSeq, a predicted model, not a curated record
GCGCCUGCGCAGUGCGGCGGGAGACAGCGGUCUGUUCUCCGCUGAGGAGGAGCGGGGCAGAGGAGGGAGGCAGUGGGUGAGAGUUCAGAGUUCAGCCGCAGCAGCUCGAGCCCAUGAUUCCCAUAUGCCCUGUAGUUUCUUUCACCUAUGUGCCCAGCCGGCUGGGGGAAGAUGCCAAAAUGGCGACCGGCAACUACUUUGGAUUCACCCACAGCGGGGCGGCGGCGGCGGCGGCUGCGGCCCAGUAUAGUUCUGUUCUCUGGAGCAGCAUGGACCAGCAGCCAGCUUCCGGUGUAGCCUACUCUCAUCCAACUACAGUUGCUAGCUAUACUGUCCAUCAGGCUCCAGUAGCUGCACACACAGUUACUGCUGCCUAUGCACCAGCAGCCGCCACAGUUGCAGUUGCCAGGCCUGCUCCAGUAGCUGUGGCAGCUGCUGCAACAGCUGCUGCUUAUGGAGGCUACCCUACUGCACAUACAGCUACUGACUAUGGUUAUACCCAGAGGCAACAAGAAGCACCACCACCACCACCUCCAGCUACUACACAAAACUACCAGGACUCGUACUCAUACGUAAGAUCCACAGCUCCUGCUGUAGCUUAUGAUAGUAAGCAGUACUACCAGCAGCCCACAGCAACUGCUGCUGCUGUAGCUGCUGCUGCCCAGCCUCAGCCUUCUGUUGCUGAAACCUACUAUCAGACAGCUCCCAAAGCAGGUUACAGUCAAGGUGCAACUCAGUAUACACAAGCCCAGCAAACUCGACAAGUAACAGCCAUAAAACCAGCCACACCAAGUCCGGCUACCACUACUUUCUCCAUUUAUCCUGUAUCUUCCACCGUUCAGCCAGUAGCAGCUGCAGCAACUGUGGUGCCAUCCUAUACACAGAGUGCUACUUACAGUACUACAGCAGUUACUUACUCUGGCACAUCUUAUUCAGGUUAUGAGGCAGCGGUGUACUCGGCCGCCUCCUCCUACUACCAGCAGCAGCAGCAGCAGCAGAAGCAGGCAGCUGCUGCCGCCGCCGCCGCUGCUGCCACUGCCGCCUGGACAGGGACCACCUUCACUAAAAAGGCGCCAUUCCAGAAUAAACAGCUGAAGCCAAAACAGCCUCCCAAACCGCCCCAGAUUCACUAUUGUGAUGUUUGUAAGAUCAGCUGUGCUGGACCACAGACUUAUAAAGAACAUUUAGAAGGACAAAAACAUAAAAAAAAGGAAGCUGCAUUGAAAGCCUCACAAAAUACCAGCAGCAGCAACAGCUCUGCCCGUGGGACUCAGAACCAACUGCGCUGUGAGCUCUGUGAUGUGUCCUGCACAGGAGCAGAUGCAUAUGCUGCCCACAUUCGUGGUGCUAAGCAUCAGAAAGUGGUUAAAUUACACACAAAACUUGGUAAACCCAUUCCUUCAACAGAACCAAAUGUUGUCAGUCAAGCUACUUCUUCAACAGCUGUAUCUACUUCAAAACCAACAGCCUCUCCUUCAAGCAUUGCAUCGAGCAAUUGUACUGUGAAUACUUCAUCAAUUGCAACUUCUUCAGUGAAAGGUCUUACAACUACAGGAAACUCGUCUCUAAAUAGCACAUCCAACACUAAAGUAUCAGCAGUGCCUACAAAUAUGGCUGCCAAGAAAACAUCUACACCCAAAAUAAACUUUGUUGGUGGUAAUAAGCUGCAAUCAACAGGAAAUAAAACAGAAGACUUAAAAGGAGCUGAAUGUGUUAAAAGCACUCCUGUCACUUCUGUUCAGAUACCAGAAGUAAAGCCAGACACAGUGUCAGACCCGGUUACACCUGCAUCUCUUGCUGCGUUGCAGAGUGACGUGCAGCCAGUAGGCCAUGAUUAUGUGGAGGAGGUACGAAAUGAUGAAGGAAAAGUAAUUCGAUUCCAUUGUAAAUUAUGUGAGUGCAGUUUUAAUGAUCCCAAUGCUAAGGAGAUGCACUUAAAAGGGCGAAGACACAGACUUCAAUAUAAAAAAAAAGUAAAUCCAGAUUUGCAAGUAGAAGUAAAGCCUAGUAUUCGAGCAAGAAAGAUUCAAGAAGAGAAAAUGAGGAAGCAAAUGCAGAAAGAGGAGUAUUGGCGAAGACGAGAAGAAGAAGAACGCUGGAGAAUGGAAAUGAGACGUUAUGAAGAGGACAUGUACUGGAGACGAAUGGAGGAAGAACAGCAUCAUUGGGAUGAUCGCCGCCGAAUGCCUGAUGGAGGCUAUCCUCACGGUCCCCCAGGCCCAUUAGGCCUUCUGGGAGUCCGCCCAGGCAUGCCUCCUCAGCCACAGGGGCCUGCACCUUUACGUCGCCCUGACUCAUCUGAUGACCGUUAUGUGAUGACAAAACAUGCGACCAUUUAUCCAACUGAAGAGGAAUUACAGGCAGUUCAGAAAAUUGUUUCUAUCACUGAACGUGCUUUAAAACUUGUUUCAGACAGUUUGUCUGAACAUGAGAAGAGCAAGAACAAAGAGGGAGAUGAUAAGAAAGAGGGAGGUAAAGACAGAGCUUUAAAGGGAGUUUUGCGAGUGGGAGUUUUGGCAAAAGGAUUACUUCUCCGAGGAGAUAGAAAUGUCAACCUUGUUUUGCUGUGCUCAGAGAAACCUUCAAAGACAUUAUUAAGCCGUAUUGCAGAAAACCUACCCAAACAGCUUGCUGUUAUAAGUCCUGAGAAGUAUGACAUAAAAUGUGCUGUGUCUGAAGCGGCAAUAAUUUUGAAUUCAUGUGUGGAACCCAAAAUGCAAGUCACUAUCACCCUGACAUCUCCAAUUAUUCGAGAAGAGAACAUGAGGGAAGGAGAUGUAACCUCGGGUAUGGUGAAAGACCCACCGGACGUCUUGGACAGGCAAAAAUGCCUUGACGCUCUGGCUGCUCUACGCCACGCUAAGUGGUUCCAGGCUAGAGCUAAUGGUCUGCAGUCCUGUGUGAUUAUCAUACGUAUUCUCCGGGACCUCUGUCAGCGAGUUCCAACUUGGUCUGAUUUUCCAAGCUGGGCUAUGGAAUUACUAGUAGAGAAAGCAAUCAGUAGUGCCUCUAGUCCUCAGAGCCCUGGUGAUGCACUGAGAAGAGUUUUUGAGUGCAUUUCUUCAGGGAUUAUCCUUAAAGGUAGUCCUGGACUUCUGGAUCCUUGUGAGAAGGAUCCCUUUGAUACCUUGGCAACAAUGACUGACCAGCAGCGUGAAGACAUCACAUCCAGUGCACAGUUUGCUUUGAGACUCCUUGCAUUCCGCCAGAUACACAAAGUUCUAGGCAUGGAUCCAUUACCCCAAAUGAGCCAACGUUUUAACAUCCACAACAAUAGGAAACGAAGAAGGGAUAGCGAUGGAGUUGAUGGGUUUGAAGCUGAAGGGAAAAAAGACAAAAAAGAUUAUGAUAACUUUUAAAAAGUUUCUGUAAAUCUUCAGUGUUAAACAACAGGUGCCCCAUUUGUUGGCUGUUUUUCAUUCACAAUAAUGUCUACUUCAGAAAAUUUAUGAAUUUCAUAGAAGAACCAAGUUUUUCUAUGACAUUAAAAUCUUAAUGUACAGUGUUAGGUAUUAUAUGAAUGGAAAGACCACCCCCCCUCCCCUCCCCCGCCAAUCUUUGCCCCACAAAAACCUGUGCUCCAACUAGGGGAAAAACUGUGGUUCAGGUUUUUUCCCUUUAUUUUGUUUUUAUUACUGGUUGCCCUAGCUCUCCCUAUUUUUGUGUCUUUUAUUAACUAGUCUUAUUAAAUCUUUACUGUAUUUAAUGCAGUAUUUGUGCUUCAGUUGCUGUGUAUUUUGAUAUUUUUAUUUAGAGGGUUUGUUUGUUCUUUGACACUAGUUAUUUUGUGUUACAGAUCAUAUCCUUUACCCCUUCUUAAUAUUUUACAGCAGUUUUUUGUAACGUGAAACUGCAGAAUUUUUUCCUUUUGUUUUGUUAUUCUAUAUGUGAUGGAUUACAACACAAAAAGUUAUCCUGCCAUUUAAGUGCUCAGAACUGAAUGCUUCUGCAGAUCUUGUGGCAUUUGUCUCUCUAGUGUGAUAUAUAAAGGUGUAAUUAAGAAAGAUCUCUGGUAAUCUAAUCAAGUUUGCUGUUAGUUGUGCAUUAGCAGUAUAAAAGCUAAUAUAUACUAUAUGGUCUUGCAACAGUUUUAAAGCUUCUGCAUUAUUGAUAAUAAAAAUGCAUGACAUUUUUGUUUUUAAUAGACUUUUAAAAUUAUAAUUUUAGGUUUGACACAUGGAUCUUUGUACAGUUGACUUUUUGACAUAGCAAGGCCAAAAAUAACUUUCUGAAUAUUUUUUUCUUCUGCAUAAGUGGAAAGGACAUUUUUCAUAUAAGUGGGCUAACCAAUAUUUUCAAAAGAACUUUAUCAUUGUGCAACUAACAACAGUAACUAGCCCUUAAUUAUGAUGACAGUUCCUUAUUGGUGUGUGUGAGAGUACUCUAGCGACUAUUACAGUAUAACACAAUUGAAUGAUUCCUGCUCCACCCCCAUAUCCCAUCACCCAGAUACUUUACAGUUCUAUUAACAGUGAGGUUGAUAAAGUAUUACUGAUAAAAAUUAAGAUUAAGGAAAACAAAAUGAUUUGGUGUGGCCAUCUUACAUGCUUAUGUGUCCUACAAAAAGCUAAAUAUUCUAUCAGUGGUGUAAUGAAAAGUUACAUCUUACCGUUGAUGUAUGUAUGCUCUGGUACACAGAUGUCCUUUGUUGUCACAGCACUACAGUGAAAUACACAAAUAAAAACUUAAAUUCAUAUGAUGACUUACAUGUAUUAUAUAUUAGAAUUGACAUAAACUAUUUUUGCUUUGAAAUUACUUAGGCUUCAGUAAAAUCAUAUUCAGAUUUAUUGGAUACUUAAAUCUUGCUAUUUCUGACAAAUGUUCAUUGCCUGAGCACAUAAUUUACAGAAAAUGUUGUAAUUCAUUAACAUGCUGGUUCAGUUUCUUCCUUGGGUCAGAAUCUUUCCCCGGACUUACAGAUGGUCACUGGCGAACCAGAGCAGGAGAUGGGCUUUUCUCCUAGUCUGGCCACUUACUAUCUAUGUAACGGGCAAGCUAUUUUUUUUUCCUUUUUUGUAAAUUUUAUUCUUUAUGCAUCUCAUUUUACUCUUUAGAAAAAUAAAUCACCCAAUUAAAUUUGGGAAUUUUGUUUCCCACAGUUCUCUUAAGAGAGAAGAAAAGAACUGAUGCCACACACUAAUGAUAAGACAUUGUCCUGGGUGUUUUCACGUUUUCAGUUUAAAACAUAAGAAUAAAUGAAGGUGUUAUAUUUCUUAUUUUCCAGAUGAGGAAAUUGAAGCCUCAAUCGGCUACUCUACAUCAAUUUAAGUGAUAGUUGAAAUUGGGAGUCAGGUUUCAAAGUUUGCCAAGCUGCUGCCUUCAUCUUGCAAUUGAUGUUUUAAAAAGUUUGCAGUGCAUUUCACAAUUUUGCAUUUAGUGUGGGUAUCUUCAUCCAGAUACAUAAUGGGUACCAUUUAAAUUUUUACUAAAAUAAUUAUAUCAGUAUUAUUUGUUGCAUGGUUUUCAUAUCACAUUAAUCAUCUUAUGUGAAAUAACUUGGAUGGACUAUUCAUUACUAUGUUUGACAGUUUUUUUAAAAUACACUUUCUAGUCGAAACUCAUUGGUUAUUACCCUGACAAUACAUUCUCAUCCAAUUGUAUGGCAGCUAAUUUCCUUACCAGUUACUCUCUCAAGCUGGCUUUCCUUGUUACCUGUGCAUGCUUAGGUUACAAUAAUUUAAUGGUAACCCAAGUAAAACAAGUUGAGUCCUCUCCUUCACCCUCAGUUAUAUCAUGCAUUCCAAAUUAGAACUUUCUUUGCCUUUACCACUGUAGUUUCUGUUUCUUUGAAUAAACUAGAAUUAAAAAUGAAAAAUUAUGUAACAGCAUAAUAAGAGCUGACUUUUAAGGCCUUGGUGUUUUAAAUCUUUUUUUCUCCUUUAAUUGACAAAAAGCAUAAAUCUUUUGCAUGGUAAUGCUAUAAUGUUGUCAAUAUGAAUUUCUUAUAAAUAAUUCCUUUAAUGAAUCCACCAUUUUUUAAAUGCGGAAUUUGACAAAACUCUAGUUUUUAAAAAUUUCCCAAUAAGCAAAUUUCAUAGUCUUUUAAGGCAUAGCAGUAGUCUCAGAUUUGUUCAUGAGAGCAGUCUGGGGAACAUUCUAAAAAUUAAAAUUUCUAAGCCCUAAUUCCAAAGAUUCUGAUUGAGAAGGGCCUGAAAAUUUGCAUUAAAGAUGGCUUUCGCAUAGGUACUUACUUGAAUUGACGGUUCUGCAAAGGAAUAUAUGGUAUAAAUGUCUUCUGCCUUGCCUUUUUCCCAGAGCAGUCAGUGUUAUGCAUAUCCUUCACACGUGUUUGUAUAUCCUUCACACGUGCUCUGUUCAUAUACAGCAUGAAUGUGUGCACCUGUUCACUCUCUAUACAAACGGCUGCAUACUGUGCAUAUUGGUCUGCUCCUUGCCUUUUUUUCAUUUAAUGUAUCUUGGAGUUUUGGAGGUUGUUCCAUGUGACAAUGAACAUGAAAUACUUUGGUAAAAUAGAAACUUUCUUUAAAAGGAUAAGUGGAUAAGUGAGCAAUGUGCAUAGGUAUUCAUUCUCAAAAAUAUAAAUAGCUAAUAGCGAUACGAAAACAAAUUUUCAACCUAGUAAUCAAAUGACAAGGAAAUAAAAGGUAAUAGGCUUUUUUGUCAACCAGAUUGACAAAGAAUAUAAAGAGAGAAUAUAUUAAAGUCUGAGCUAGUAAUACCAAGAUCUUAAAGGCAAAGGCAAGGAGCACUAGCUCAGUUGAUAUCUGCAUUACUAUGUUUUGUUUAAUGCAAAUAGAGCAAGUCUUUGACCCAGCAACUAAACUUUAAAUAAUUUAUCUUAAUCAAGUAAGUAUGCAAAACAAUAAAUUCAAAUAUAUUUACUUAAGAAUUACUGGCAAGUGUGUAAAUUAGAAGCAAUUGAAAUAUUCAGGAAGUAUUUUAAUUAAACAGCUCAACCAUCUAAACGACAUAGACUAGUGACUUAAGGGGGGAGUGCUCCCUUCUUAAAAACCACUAUUCAACCCAUUACUCUUGAGACGUUGUUUGCUCCCUUAGGAAUGUUAGGAAAAAAGUUGAAAAUAACUAUGUAAGAAUAAUACAGGAAAAAAUUUAUAAUGUUUAAUGAAAAAGAUUGUAAAACCAUGUGUAAAAGUAUUAUCCCAAAAUGUUUCCAGUGGUUACCCCUGUAUAAUACAAUUAUGUCUUGUUCAGUUUGGAGCUUUUAUUUCUAUUUGAUUAGGAGGUUUGCUAAUCUCCAUGUUUCUAUAAUAACUUUCACUAUGUAAUAAAUUACUUAAUAAUUCUUAAA